This is a messenger RNA of Diospyros lotus (date-plum), 2855 nucleotides long. RefSeq names its product protein MAIN-LIKE 2-like. Bases 431 to 2359 code for a protein of 642 amino acids. Gene Ontology annotation, biological process: meristem maintenance; meristem development. The transcript has 7 exons. NCBI's taxonomy places the organism in Eukaryota, Viridiplantae, Streptophyta, Magnoliopsida, Ericales, Ebenaceae. The record is from RefSeq and is a predicted model, not a curated record.
AAUCCAGUGACAAACACUAUGCCGCAACUUGGUAUCGAACUUUCUGCAAUUCUGGAAGCAAUUAGGGUUCUCAAAAACGAAAGGCUUCCUCUCAUCAGUUCGUUGUUUUUCGCUGGAUCGAAGCCCUUUGUUUCGGUUAACUUGAUGUUCGCUGAAGCAAAAAUUGGGGAAGAAAAGGAGGGCUUUUCUGUUUGUUAAUCUCGGAUGCGAUCUUCUUCUUGAACUACGACCAAGGGAUUCGAUUUUCUACACAGCUAAGGGCAAGUUCGAAGCUACGAACAACAGAGCACUAAAUCAAAGCCGACGGUGUGUCUCCUUCGCCCUUCCCCUCUGCAAUCUCUCUAGUUUCUGUAAGUUUUGUAAUGCAUAUAUAAUUCUAUCGAGGACGUCGCGUGGAGUCUAAUUUCAGGCAGUUGUUUUGUUAGCAAAAAUGGAUCUAUAUGCAACCAAUCCCGGUCCAAUUGAUGAUUCUGUUUUGUAUGACCAAGAUAAGCAUGUUUCUUCUGCUGUUUGGGAGGGCCAGGAGCGUGGUGCACUUAGAUGUCAUGAACACACUUCAAAACUUGAUCAAUGGAUGCUGACAUCAAAACAGGUUGAGUUGAUAAAUAAAGCGGGAUUUGGGUACUUAAGGUUGAUACCAGCAAUUAGUCUAGACAACCCCCUCAUAUCUGCUCUGGUUGAGAGGUGGAGGAAGGAAACUAAUACUUUCCAUUUCACUGUUGGGGAAAUGACAGUGACUCUUGAAGAUGUUGCAUACUUGCUUGGACUAGCAAUCGAUGGUGAACCUGUUAUAGGGGUAACAUAUACAGCAUGCGAAACAGUGUGUGUGAAAUAUUUAGGGAGAGCACCGGACUCUGGCUACACAAGUGGUGGGAUGGUAAAACUUAGUUGGUUGAAAGAGACCUUUUCACAGUGUCCUGAGGAUUCAUCAAUUGAAGAUAUUGAGCGCUAUACACGUGCAUACCUCCUUUACCUUGUUGGUAGCACAAUAUUUUCCACUACCACAGGUAAUAAGGUCCCUGUCAUGUACCUCCCUUUGUUUGAGAAUUUCAACCAAGCUGGGAAGUAUGCAUGGGGUGCAGCUGCAUUAUCGUUCUUGUACAGAGCACUUGGCAAUGCCUCCCUUAAAUCUCAGAGCACGAUUAGUGGCUGUUUAACACUACUACAGUGUUGGAGUUACUAUCACCUGAAUGUUGGUCGGCCAAGGCUUAACCAUGAUCCAGUACAUGAUUCUUUUCCAUUUGUACUUAGAUGGAAAGGGAAACAGAGUGGUCCUACAGCAAAUCGUGAUGUGGCAUUUUAUCGCAAGGCAUUGGACAGCCUAAACCCAUCUGAUGUUGAGUGGUGUCCUUACACAAAUAUUAAUCCUAAUCUUGUACCAGAAGAAACACAAAAUAAUCUCAUUCUUGGGAGGUCAAAGACUAUGUUGAUUUGUUUUGACAAAGCAGAAAGGCACCUCCCUGAUCGUUGCCUCAGACAAUUCGGCCUACAACAACCAAUCCCAGAAGAUGUGCCACGGUGGGAGAGGAAGAGCCGUGGAGUAGAUGGUGGCAUAGACUUGUCAUCAAAAAUGGAAUCGGAGCUCAAUGAAUGGUCAGAUCGCCGACUUCAUAUGGUGGAUGGUGAUGAAGAUGUAGACGAAAGUGAGUACAUGCAAUGGUACUUGAGAAUUACUAGGAAGUUGGUUGGAAGGCCAAUUCCUAUCUCAUCUGAGUUCCAGAGAAUGAAUGCUGCAUUGAGGGACAUUGCUCAUAUAGCAGAUACACUUCCUACACAUGGAAUGGAUGAGCAACAGAUAUAUUCAGUCUCAAGAAUCAGAUAUAUUGUGCAUGAAUGUUUGAGGGAUCAAGUUGGAAGCUCAAUGAUAAUGGUAUCUAGCCCACAAGAUGAACUUGGGAAAAGGGUUAGGGGGAAGGAGAGGGUAAGAAGGAAGGGAAUGGGGAAACGUAAAAGGCGGGAUGACCCUGAAGGUAACAUGGAUGGUGGGGAUAUUCAGUCCCCGUUAUGUGUCACAUCUGUUGGACUCGAUUCGGCUGAGGUUGAUCAGUCACAGCUAUGUCAUAUGGACAGUGAAGUAGAUCAUUCACAGCUAUGUCUUCCAGCUCCUGAUGGUGCUGGUGUCCAACUAUGUCAUCAAGCCAGCAUGGUUGAUGACUCACAGCUUUGUCAUGUAGCCGGUGAGGUUGAUGACUUGCACUUCCAGCAUGCAACUGAUGAAGCUGGUCACCACCAACUUACCCAUGCAACUGGCGAGCAUGGUUCACGACCAUCUCAUGCAGCUAUUGAGGUUGUUCCACAGUCAUCUCUUGAAACUAGCAAGGAAGUUGCUCAGCAGAAUGAUUACAGUGUUCUAGUUUAGUUUAUGAAGGCAGCUAUUCAAUUUUGUAGAGUUCAUUCUUUCGGGCAUAAUGUAAGAGGCUGUGCAGUUUAACAUAGUUAAUGCUGGCGAAAUGUCAAUAAGAUUGCCAGGCGUGCCUAGAGAACCAAAGCGCUCUUCCCUCUGAACUUGGCUGUAAGUUAUUAGCCAGCUACUGCUGCGCAAGUCAGUUUUCUUUCUUCAGUUGUCCUUGUAACUAUUUCCCGUCUAGGAUUUCAAACAGCCUAUGUACCCAUGCUGUUCUUUAUGGCUUUGUUUUAGUUUUUCAUCUUAUUUGUAACUUUCAUUGUUGGAGCAUAUGCUUAUUAUUCACCUUAUAGAAGAUAUGGUAUUGGAUGGAGAUGAUUGACAAGUUAAGAGUUUAUGUAGUCAACCCCACAAAGUGGGAUUAAAGCUUGGUAGCUGUAUUCUUGUCGUUGAAGCAAUGUUUUUUAGAUGUGUAGAUAUAUAUAUAUAUAUAUACACACAUACACUCUUA